CCACAAAGCACAAGUCUGCUGUUUUCACGCUAACCAUAACCGUUCAGGACCUAUCAUCGUUGUAACCAUCGUGCCCGCCAUGGACCUGCUUCCUGUCACUGUCAGCGACAUCGGCAUCAUGAACGGCCUCGUGGGCAUCAUCAUCGUCACGAACUCGAGCAGAGGCCAUCACUUCGUUUACAAAUACCCACGGGAGCAGCAGCACAACAGCAACAAUGUGCGACAUCCGUCUCAUCGACCACCAGAAUCGAAAUCAAAACCGGCUGCCCAACAGGCAGAGGAGUUCCAAGUGACCUCCAAGAUCCUUGGAUACGAUCCUCAGUUUCUUGCCAAUCUUCUCUCGCCAAAGCUGGCUCUUUGCGAUAAGCGGUUCCAAUUGACGGUCGACGAUCUCACAUUUGUCGGGCAUCCAGUAUCGCUUGCCGGACCCGAUUUUCGGCAAAGACGUGGCUACUGGAAGUGGAAGGCAGCUCGGCCGCCGAAGCAGCGUGUCAAGAGAGGCUGGAUCGUGGGCACGGCACCGUUCAUGGACGACGAUGAAUCAGACUCGGAUGAUUAUUACGAGGAAUCGAACGAUGAUACAGAUUCCGCACGGGGAUCUAUCUCCGGCAGGAUCAUCAAGGAGGGAAAGGAGACGCAGCUUCGACGAGGUUCAAAGGACGAGGGCGACAUUGCGAUCGCGACCAGGUCAUUGACAGAUCCGAUCGGAUGGCGAAAUCAGCGGUUCAGGAGUCAAACGUACAACUCGAACCCAUCUUCGCCAGCAUCUGGAGAUAGUCCGCUCUCGGCACAAACAUCACAGCAACAGACGCCUUCUCUUACACAACAAUCUAAUUUUGGGUCGUCAUUGCUCCAUCAUCCUGUGUCAAUGCCGCAGACGCCAACAGGCGGCAUCCAAAGCAACUUUCACACACACUUGGGCGUUCCACCGCCUAUUCAAAUCACGCAGGGAUUGGUAUCAAAUGCUAUUGCGCAGAACGCCUCGACUCCAUCCAGUCACCAUCAGCAAAUGUCAUUUUUCCAUGUCGUGUUCGUACUCAAACCGCCAGAGCUGCAGAUCAACUCUGUGGCGGAUCAAGUCUACAAAAACAUUGCAUGCAAGUUAACAGCGGCCCUGCGGUAUGAGGAACUGAACAGCCAAUAUGUCAGCAAGGAAGCAGCAAAGAUCCUUAGUAUCCGGGAAGAGGCAACCCAAGCAUUAUUAAGCUUUGAAAAGUUCCACGAACAAGUACUGACCGAUUCCUCGCUUGCAAGAGCUGUCCGGUCCAUUUACGAAUGUAUCACUGCUGACAAGGUCUGCCAUGUCGUACUAAACGACUCGAUCGAUAUUUCGCUCCAAAUCCCACAUCUUGCACCAUUACAAAGGACGGCUACGUACUUUACGCGGCAGAUUCAAAGCUCUGCUCCAACCGAAAGUCCCACAGGAACGCCUUCCAGCGGUCAAAAUGGUUAUAACGCAUCGGGAUCACAGCAGGCUCUGAUGACACCAAUGACAGCACAGUAUGGGGGGCUCGCAGGGAUAGGGUACAUCAUGGACGACUACGAAAUCGGUAUCGCGUACGAGUAUGAGAAUUUCCCAGUCUUGCUUCCAUAUCACACACUUUUGCUGCUCGAGGAUCCCGAGGAAAUUUUAAAGGACAUCCCACUGGAUGCCAACCCUACGCUGGUCAAGUUGGUGCAAAUCCUUGUUCCUUAUCAAUGUCUGGACGAACUGCAAUAUAUUUUGGACUGCUCGAUGGCGCAAAUUUACCGAUUGGCAUCGCACUUGAUCUACUGGCGAAAGGCGAAACUGAUCGACCAGAUCCGAGUCAGUAAUGUCUAUGUCGUUGCACCACAGGCCGAGGUUAACGAAGCCCUGGUUACGGACUUUUCACAGCACUUCCCAACGAUCUCCUUGCCAAAUAUUCUCCACGAACUCUCAACGCCCAAAGCCUACAAGGCUCAUAUACCCGGAGCCGGCAAGGACAAAGAAGUCCAGACGGUCUAUCUCGACCUGUUGACAUAUCUGCUGCGCAAGGAUCUCAUCGUUCAAUUACACACCUACAUCCUAGUCCUUGUUCCUGAAUUCAUCAAAACCGGAUGCACCGCAGAGGAAUACGACCAUAUGAUGGGAGAAGAAAACAGCGGCGCCCUCACCCCGACACUUGAGUCCCCGACGGUCAUCGGAGGCGGACAGACCGGAAGUGCCAAAUCCGCGGACUUUGCGCAAAUGGCAAUGAUGCAACAGCAUCAACAGCAGCAGCAGCAGACGUCCCAGAGACAGCAGGCGCAUCGGUAUCAUAAUAGGUCUUCGACAGGAUCGGGGGCUCAGGGUGGACCUGCGAGCGCGGGAGCAGGGAUGAGUUCAAGUCUCAAGUCCCAUCUGAGUAUGCCGUUAAUGAAAUUGAUGGGUAUGAGACAGGAUGCGAGCUCGAUUAUGCCGAACCCGGGACAGGCCUCGGAGAUGGAACGCGAGUGGAUGGUACGAAUGUGUGAGAACCAGCCGCAGAGUGUCGCAGAGCUCUUUAUGAGCAUCAUGUCGAAGAGAUUUUGUUUCGCGAGCAGAUUGUUGCCAAGGAUCUCAAGACGGUUUUGACAGCGUUUCGCGAGUUUUUGAUUCUGACUUGGGCAUAAAUGCAGGCUCCUCCUCCUCCUCCUCCUCUCGGCAUGUCAAUUAAAGACCCCUUCACUUUUUUUUUAACUUUAUAUGUCGUGCAGUCGUUUUGAUUUUUAUCGCUCAAGUAGCGGAGCGUUUGCGCUACAUAUUCCUUCAACAAUUUUAUGCGUGUCACCUUCGCGG
Molecule: messenger RNA, 2779 nt
Organism: Gamsiella multidivaricata
Lineage: Eukaryota; Fungi; Mortierellomycota; Mortierellomycetes; Mortierellales; Mortierellaceae
Product: nitrogen permease regulator of amino acid transport activity 3-domain-containing protein
Exons: 5
Coding region: 80-2575 (831 amino acids)
Biological process (GO): cellular response to amino acid starvation; negative regulation of TORC1 signaling; positive regulation of autophagy
Cellular component (GO): GATOR1 complex
Source: RefSeq, a predicted model, not a curated record